This is a messenger RNA of Centruroides sculpturatus (bark scorpion), 1303 nucleotides long. RefSeq names its product neuropeptide S receptor-like. The coding region runs from base 20 to 1192 and encodes 390 amino acids. Gene Ontology annotation, cellular component: membrane. NCBI's taxonomy places the organism in Eukaryota, Metazoa, Arthropoda, Arachnida, Scorpiones, Buthidae. The transcript has a single exon. Gene Ontology annotation, biological process: G protein-coupled receptor signaling pathway. The record is from RefSeq and is a predicted model, not a curated record. Gene Ontology annotation, molecular function: G protein-coupled receptor activity; peptide binding.
GGCGAGAAUUCUUCAAAAAAUGUUAAAUGAUACCGAUCUCAAUCUGACAUGGAUCCACCCAACUAAAGAUGGAAAAUUAGAAGUUUUGGGUCCACAGUACCAUAAAAAUGUAAGGAUUUUUAUUUUGGCGAUUAUGAUUGGAGUUUCCUUAAUAGGAAACAGCAUAGUAUGCUGGCAGCUUCUGCCCACCAGGAGGAGAAGAUACCCUAAAGCAAAAGUGCUCUUUCUCAAUCUGGCCGUAGCCGAUUUAUUAGUGACACUGAUUACCAUGACAUCCCAAAUGGUUUGGGAAAUGAUGGGGCGUUUGUGGAUAGCCGGGGAUGUCUUCUGUAGGAUCUUCAAGCUGAUACAGACUUUUGCUCUGGUGUCGUCGACUUACAUGUUGGUCAGUAUCGCUCUGGAUCGCCAUCAUGCCAUAGUGAGACCUCUUUCGCCAUGUCCGCGACCGAUCAACUUGGCAAUUGUGGCAUGGUUGGCUUCGCUUAUUCCGUCUCUUCCGAAUCUUUAUGUCUUUCGACAAGUCACCGUGGGUCCCGGAAGAUGUUACUGUGCUUCACUCUUCUACACUGGAGAAUACCCAAUUUAUCAUCGUCAGAUUUACAUGGCUUUUGUCUUCUUAGCAGUUUUUAUUGUGCCAUUCUUUCUUUUACUCGUACUCUAUACCUGGAUAUUGGUGGAAAUUUGGAGACAAUCUUCGGUUUUCUCUGGUAAUCAGUCAAACUCGGCGCUCCCUCGGGCAAAGGUCAAGACCCUAAAAAUGACUCUCGUCAUCUUCCUCGCUUUCAUCUGCACUAAUCUGCCGUACGUGAUUCAAGAGAUGAUUUUGGCUUUUGGAGAUCCUUCGGCACUUGACACCAACGUCGUGGCACUGUUUGGCGUAAUCUCUGCUAGCAACAGUGCCAUAAAUCCUUAUAUUUAUCUGAUGUUUCACGCAAGCGGUGGCUGUUUUGAAAGAUUCCGCAAGUUCCUGAAGACCGUGGGCAACAUGAAGAGUGGUAGAUGGAACGAUGCCAUCAAUAAUGCUUUCCAUUCUGCAUCACUGAAGAGGAAAGUCUCCUUUUCUUCUAGUUCCAGACAGAGUGUAAUCACUAGAGCACCCACUUUAACACAACAACAGAUUAAAGGAGUACAGACAGCUCUUCUACACCUUGAAGGCCAAAAUGAGAAUGAGAAAACAGAAACAAGUCUGUAACAACUGCAAAGUCAUUUUGUUUUCUCGGAGUAAGGGUCAUACAGAAUCAAAUUUUAAGUCUGAUGUAUUUUACUAUUAUUUAAAAACAUUUAAUGUCCCAAGUGUACUUAA